AUAAAGCAAGAUGGCGUCUGACGGUGAAGACGUUAUUGCAGUCGUCACAGUUCAGUGUUCUUAAUCUGUGCGUCCAUGUACACAUAUAUGUCCUUUAUUACACUCUAUUAAAUAGAGUCAUAAUAACUGUUUGUAUAUUAGUCUGAGCGCACUUUGAUGCUUCUAGAGCUAGCUUAGCUUGCUAGUUAGCUUAGCUUGUUAGCUGCUAACAAAGAGAGAUGAAAACACAUCGCUAAGCAGAGAUCAAGUGUGAGUGUAAAGUGUUGUGAUUGUGUGAAAAUGUGCGAAAGAACCAUAGCAGAGUACGAGGAGGAACUUUGUCCAACAAAAGAGGAGAAGGAGCGACAACAUGAAAAACAUCAAGUUGUGUUACACACAACAGACAUCCAUCAGCUGAUUGAACACCAAGAAGAAUGUCUCCCUCAUCUGCAGGGGGACAGUUUCAUUUUAGAGGAUCCACAGCCCUCACAUUUUAAAGGGGGCGAGGAGGAUCCACAGCCCCCCUAUUUUAAAGAGGAAGAGGAGGGAGAGUGUGUUGUAGGGCAGGAGGAGGAUGAUGUCAGCAAGUUACCACUGACUGUUGUCUCUGUGAAGACUGAAGAGCAUGAAGACAAAGCACCUGAGUCCUCACAGCUUCAUCACAGUCCAAACGUUCAACAGCCCCUUCACAUUAAAGAGGAAGAGGAUGAUCCACAGCCCACCCACAUUAAAGAGGAAGAGGAGGAUCCACACAUGAAAGAGGAAGAGGGGGGAGAGUGUGUUGUAGGGCAGGAGGAGGAUGAUGUCAGCAAGUUUCCACUGACUGUUGUCUCUGUGAAGACUGAAGAGCAUGAAGACAAAGCACCUGAGUCCUCACAGCUUCAUCACAGUCCAAACGUCCAGCGGGUGUCAGCGCGGAGUCAUGAAGAGGAGUGGCACACCAGUGUGGGACAGAAGGAGCUACAGGCCCCCUCCCACAUUAAAGAGGAGCAGCUUCAUGAUGAAGAUGAAGCUCAGUCCUUACAGCUUCAUCACAGUCAAAGUGAGGAGAACAGAGGGGCGGAGCUUGUAAGUCAACACAUCACAGAAGCUGAUGGAGAGCAUUGUGAAGAUAUCAAGUCAGAACCAGACAGCAUCUUUGCUCCACUGUCAGACAUGGACCACAUGAUGUCACACUCUUCUGAUCACAGUGACCACAUCCAAAAACCUUUGGAGAGUAAAAAUGACUCUAAAGGUGAUACGAGACAUCACACUAACAACAAACACUUUGACUGCUCUGAUUGUGGGAAAUUAUUUAGAUGGAAGACUGAUUUUACAAGACACAUUAGAAUACAUACUAGAGAGAAACCUUUUACUUGCUCUGUUUGUAAGAAGAGUUUCUCCACAAAGCAAAACAUGACCACACACAUGAGAACACACACUGGAGAGAAACAUUUUAGUUGCUCUGUUUGUAAGAAGAGUUUCUCCAGCAAGGAAAACAUGACCACACACAUGAGAACACACACUGGAAAGAAACCUUUUGCUUGCUCAGCUUGUGCUAAAAGAUUCAACACUAAGAAUGACAUGAUAUUACACAUGAGAACACACACAGGUGAGAAACCUUUUACUUGCUCUGUUUGUAAGAAGAGUUUCUCUAGAAAGCAACACAUGACCACACACAUGAGAACACACACAGGUGAGAAACCUUUUACUUGCUCUGUUUGUAAGAAUAAUUUCUCUAGAAAGCAACACAUGACCAGACACAUGAGAACACACACAGGAGAGAAACCUUUUUCUUGCUCAGCUUGUGCUAAAAGAUUCAACACUAAGAAUUACAUGAUAUUACACAUGAGAACACACACAGGUGAGAAACCCUUUACUUGCUCUGUUUGUAAGAAGAGUUUCUCCAGAAAGGAACACAUGACCAUACACAUGAGAACACACACUGGAGAGAAACCUUUUGCUUGCUCAGCUUGUGCUAAAAGAUUCAACACUAAGAAGAAAAUUGUAUUACACAUGAGAACACACACUGGAGAGAAACCUUUUGCUUGCUCAGUGUUAGAAUAAUUAUGUAUAUAUUAACACACUAACUUUAGUAUGCUUAAAGUUUGUCGCUUUAGUUAUUAGUUAUUGUGCUCAAGUUAGACUUUUCUAUUUUGUGCAAGGACAAAAACUUCUUGUCUGAGGGGUGGCCUCAGCCACAGAUGUUUUCUUUGUUUUAGCCCGCUAACAGCCAAGGACUUCAAGGACCUCAACGAAGAUAAGACGACAGCACGCAGACGAAGCAGAGACUUUAAGGACCUCAAUGAAGAUAAGAUGACAACACGCAGACGAAGCGGAGACAAGGCGAAAUCACAAGGCCCCCACCACAUUCUGUCACGUAUUGUGCGUCCUGGACCUGCUUUGCAUAAUAUAUGUGACCACUCCUUUUAGAGGCGGCCUCAGUGAUGUUGACUGUGGAACUCUUGAAUAAAUAGAGGGACGCGGGAGCUGAACCUUAGAGCGUAGGGCGAGACUGUGACUACGUGUGCAGCUCCAUGUGUUCUCCUCAUGAGCUAAAUUGAACUCUGUCUAUGCAUAAUUCCUUGCUUCUUGUCUGAUUAAUAGAUGUCAUCAGUGUUUGAACCUGACACUCAGGUCGUGCUUAAAGAUUUAACACGAAGAAGGAAAUUAUAUUACACAUGAUAACACACACAGGUGAGAAACCUUUUACUUGCUCCGUUUGUAAGAAGAGUUUCUCCAGAAAGCAAAACAUGACCACACACAUGAGAACACACACUGGAGAGAAAUCGUUUAGUUGCACUGUGUGUGAUAAGAUGUUCAGGUAUAAGUAUCAGGCCAGUAGACACAAGUGUGUAACAGUCAUGGAAGCCGCAGGGAUUUAAAAACACUUAAAGGCCUACUGAAAUGAAAUUUUCUUAUUUAAACGGGGAUAGCAGAUCCAUUCUAUGUGUCAUACUUGAUCAUUUCGCGAUAUUGCCAUAUUUUUGCUGAAAGGAUUUAGUAGAGAACAUCGACGAUAAAGUUCGCAACUUUUGGUUGCUGAUAAAAAAAGCCUUGCCUGUACCGGAAGUUGCGUGACGUCACAGGUUGAAAGUCUCCUCACAUCUGCACAUUGUUUACACCAGCAGCGAGAGCAAUUUGGACUGAGAAAGCGACGAUUACCCCAUUAAUUUGAGCCAGGAUGAAAGAUUCUUGGAUGAGGAAAGUGAGAGUGAAGGA
Molecule: messenger RNA, 3180 nt
Organism: Nerophis lumbriciformis (worm pipefish)
Lineage: Eukaryota; Metazoa; Chordata; Actinopteri; Syngnathiformes; Syngnathidae
Source: RefSeq, a predicted model, not a curated record